AUGGAGGAACCGGAAGACACCGAGGAGGGUACCAACUCUUCUGCGAACUCGCCCUCAGCGUCCUCAGCGUCUGGCAAGAGACAUUGCAUGGAGAUGCUCGCGGAGAAGCCGGUAUAUCUUCGUCAGAAAGAAAAAAUUAUAUACCCAAGGAAUACUAGGACCCUGGCCAAGACAGCGGUAAUUGGAGGGAAACCGAUCGAAGAGGAGACCUGCAUGGCUCUGAGAGCUGUGGUUUACGGAAGUUCUGCCAGUCCACCGAAACCAGAAUGGGCUAGAACCGGAUUAACCCUGAGACCUUACGGGCAAAGUUUGGCAUUUGGAUUACGAGCGCCUAGGAACACGACCAGAGGACUAGUCACCGCUGUCCAGGCCAUCAUGCUAAAGCAUUUCCUCUUCAAGUGCAACGGAAAAGACGUCCGUGCUAACCCAGAUAGCCAGCUGAAACCUUCUUAUGACCGACAAAUCGAUGUCCUCACUUCGGCGAUAGCCGAGAUCAUUUGGCGAUGCGCGGGUGGAUUUGUGGUGCAAAGCACCGGUUGCACGGCGAAUCAAAAUGUCGCUGGAAACGCGAACGUUCCCAGAGCUGUCGUCGUGUUGCCCCAAGAGACACCCUAUUUGCAGCACAGCGUGCAAUAUUUCCAGGAUGGACUGACAGAGACGCUCCACCUGUUCGAGUUUGAUUCUCUCCAGGAUCUCGAGAUAUUCGUCAAGAGAUAUUUAUACUUGUUCCAUGACGAGGGUGGCCCCGGUGCCAAGUUACUUCUGUACAGCGCUGUGCUUUCUAGAGGUCUUUCGAAGGUACGAGCGGACCUAGAAGAACCCAAGGCAUCGAUAUUAAGCGGCUGCCCAGAGGAAGGGCCCAUCAGCGUGGUGAUCCUGUCGUUAACCGGUCGUGCAUCGCCUCACCUUCACAAUGGGGUGCUCCACGUCGGGGACGAGAACACAUAUGCCGUGCCACAAUGGGGCGUUCUCGUGAGAAGCGAAAUAGGGUUUCUGGUUCACGAGGGGGAUGGGCAAAUGAGCAGGCAACCGGGCUCCCGGCUGAAGACACCCAGUCUACCCAUCUGGGUCACUCUGUGCCAUGGUCACCAUGGUGUUCUAUUUAACACGAAUCGAGAAUUGCUUCGAAAUUAUCACGCUGAACGCAGGUUCGAGGUGCAAUACUUCACCUGCGGCGGCAGCCACGCCACAAUGACCGUGGACACUAGGUCGAACUCUGGAAACGAUUCGGAAUUCGAGGGUUCGAGCAAAGAGCUCACGGACAUCGCUGCGACCCCUUUGGAGAAGCUUAUUCGCUCCAAAUGGCAAGACGCUUGCGUACAGUGGAACGGUGCACCCCUGAUGUGA
This is a messenger RNA of Dufourea novaeangliae, 1347 nucleotides long. Its product is annotated as protein FAM188B2. The record is from RefSeq and is a predicted model, not a curated record. NCBI's taxonomy places the organism in Eukaryota, Metazoa, Arthropoda, Insecta, Hymenoptera, Halictidae. Gene Ontology annotation, molecular function: cysteine-type deubiquitinase activity; K48-linked deubiquitinase activity. Gene Ontology annotation, biological process: protein K48-linked deubiquitination. Bases 1 to 1347 code for a protein of 448 amino acids. The transcript has 10 exons.